UGUAUCUCUCAGCUCGGAAUACAUUACGACUGAUAACGAACAACGGCGCGGGAUACAUCGGUGGUGGAUAUACGGAAGAAGACGGAGGACGCAGUCUGCUAUGCUGGCCUCGAGACAAAAUGGGUGAGCGUCAGACCUACGUGAAGCUCAGUGAAGAGAAACUUAUACCAAAGUCUGCCAUCUUGUCACUGCUUCGGACCUACAACUGUUACCAUGAAGGGAAAAACUUCCAGCUAAGAACUCGCGAGGAGGAUGGAGAGCUCAUCCUUGAGGGGUUGCUGAACAUCUACUGGGGUCUGCGCCGACCAAUCAGGCUCCAGAUGUACGACGACAAUGAAAGGUUUCGUCUCAACCGAAACGAUAGAUCUGCUUUGGCAAAGCAGCUCUCAGCGGAGUCUAACAAUAACUCACUGGGCACAGAGAGUGGACCAGCUAGUGGUGACAUGUGUGGUCAGGAGGAGGAGGAUUCUCCUCAGCUGCUGAGGACUAGGAGUGAUGCCUCCUUCAUGCGGGUUCAGAGGAGGUCAAAGACACACACUGCCAGAGAUUUGCAGCGCUUGCGAACACACAGGUUCUCAAUCAACGGACACUUUUACAACCACAAGACAUCUGUAUUUACUCCAGCCUACGGAUCGGUCACUAACGUACGAGUGAACAGCUCCAUGACGACUGGACAAGUCCUCAACCUGCUACUGCACAAGUUCAGGGUGGAGAAUAAAUCUGAAGAGUUUGUCCUUUAUAUGGUGCACGAGUCUGGCGAAAGGACCCGGCUGAGGGAUGGCGAAUACCCGCUGGUGGCUCGUGUGCUUUAUGGACCCUGUGAGAAGAUCUCUAAAAUCUUGAUCACAGAGGCGGACCUGGGAGAGGAAGUUACAUAUGAUGUUGCCCAAUACAUAAAGUUUGAAAUUCCUGUUUUAGACAGCUUUGUCGAGAAACUUAAAGAGGAAGAGGAACGCGAGAUAAACAAGCUGACCAUAAAGUACAGCGCUCUGAAGUCUAAGAUCCAACAUCAGCUGGAAGGCGGAGCUCACACCAGUGACAGAAUAUGAGUGUUUUUGUUUGCUCUGAUGUAACCUGUAUAUGAGUGUGGGGGGGCAACACCAAUGAUUGUUGAUUUACAAUGGGAACAUUUGCCACAACUGUAGUAAAUGUAGAGGUAAAGGUAAAAGGGUCAAAGUAAAGGCUGAAAUAGAACCAUAUCUUACACUAAUGUGCUCUUAGAAUGACAUUUUGUAUGAUCUGUUAUAGUUGCUGUAUUAUUGGGAAAUAUAUAACUGCUUUGAUAUCCCUACUAUUAAUAUAUUUGCAUUUUGUAUAAACAUUCUUACUGCAAAUUUGAAUAUUGAUACAAGCUGUUUUUUGGUAAUGUAUUCUCUGACUUGGACCUUUUUAUGUAAUAAAUCUGUUUUAGCGUGGCCUUUA
Molecule: messenger RNA, 1422 nt
Organism: Cyclopterus lumpus (lumpfish)
Lineage: Eukaryota; Metazoa; Chordata; Actinopteri; Perciformes; Cyclopteridae
Gene: rassf4a
Product: Ras association domain family member 4a
Exons: 11
Coding region: 120-1049 (309 amino acids)
Biological process (GO): signal transduction
Source: RefSeq, a predicted model, not a curated record